AGAAAGGGUAGCAUAUUAGCAAUAUUUCCUUCCACAAUUUUCUGAAAUUUGAAAAUACACAGCGGUCAGUUGGCCGCUUGUGGAGAGGGUUAGGGUUUUUGGGGGAAAGACCAGAAUGGAGGCUGCCGUGGUCGACGUCGGCUCCAAGCUCCUCAAAGCGGGAUCCGCCAUUCCCGAUCAAGCUCCUUCCAUGAUAAUUCCUAACCAAAUGAAACAGCUUGAUUUUGGAUCAAUGAAUGAUACUUCAUCACUUGAAGAUAUCGUUGUUGAUCCAGUUGUGCGAGGUCUUAUUACUGACUGGGAUGCCAUGGAAGACCUGUUGCAUCAUGUUCUAUAUACUGGCCUUGGAUGGGAAAUGGGCAACGAAGGGCAGAUACUAUUUACUGAUCCACUUUGUACUCCCAAGUCUGUCAGAGAGCAGUUGGUGCAACUUAUGUUUGAGACAUUUAACACUUCAGGCUUCUAUGCAUCAGAGCAAGCAGUAUUGUCACUUUAUGCUGUUGGACGUAUCUCGGGAUGCACUGUUGAUAUUGGCCAUGGAAAAAUAGAUAUUGCACCAGUCGUUGAAGGUGCUGUUCAGCACAUUGCCUCAAGAAGGUUUGAAAUUGGAGGUACUGAUUUGACAAAAUUACUUGCUCAAGAGCUUGGGAAAUCUAAUCCUUUAGUGAAUAUCAAGAUGUCUGAUAUAGAGAAAAUAAAAGAGCAAUAUUCAUGUUGUGCUGAAGAUGAACUUGCUUAUGAAAAGACCAAAAAUUCAUGCCAGAUAGAGCAACAUACCCUUCCUGAUGGACAGGUCAUUAGGAUUGGAAGAGAAAGAUAUACUGUUGGUGAGGCUUUAUUUCAACCAUCCAUAUUGGGUUUAGAGGCUCAUGGAAUUGUUGAGCAGCUUGUUCGUUGUAUUUCAACAGUAUCGUCUGAUAAUCAUCGGCAGUUGCUGGAAAAUACGGUACUGUGUGGUGGCACCAUUUCUAUGAUUGGUUUUGAAGAAAGGUUUCAGAAAGAAGCUGGUCUAUGCUCAUCAGCCGUUCGUCCUGCUUUAAUUAAGCCUCCAGAGUAUAUGCCAGAGAAUUUAUCAAUGUAUUCAGCGUGGGUGGGAGGUGCCAUACUUGCCAAAGUCGUGUUCCCACAAAACCAACAUAUAACAAAAGCAGAUUACGAUGAAACUGGACCUUCUGUUGUUCAUCGGAAAUGUUUUUGAGUAUCUCUCGUCCGUAAAAGUUCUUGGAACUCUUGUUUAGUUUGAUUAGCAUACUUGUAUUAUAGUUGUUGGUAACGCUAACACAAGAUUGUAGUCGAUUAGUGUUUGAUUUUUAGUAUUUCAACGGACGAAUCCAUUAACACAUCCAAGCGUUUUGGAAAUCAAAUUUAGAGAUCUAGUUAAGGAUAUGUUUAGUAAGGGAGCUUCUGUUUUA
This is a messenger RNA of Malus domestica (apple), 1412 nucleotides long. Its product is annotated as actin-related protein 7-like. NCBI's taxonomy places the organism in Eukaryota, Viridiplantae, Streptophyta, Magnoliopsida, Rosales, Rosaceae. The record is from RefSeq and is a predicted model, not a curated record. Gene Ontology annotation, cellular component: nucleus. Gene Ontology annotation, biological process: anatomical structure morphogenesis.